AUGUCGUGCUCUUGGUCGAUGCCGAUUCGCACAGCGUGGAAGAGAUCAGGAAGGGGGUUGCAGUUCUGACCCAGAAGUAUGGCGAUGUCAAAACGUCCGUAUUCGCUGCGCCCAGACGCCUCGAAAACAGUAAGUGGAAGCAGUUUUUGCAAGAGCCGGGAAUGGAGUUCCGACCUGUGCCACGGCGGCACCUUGUUGGGGAAGCCAACGACCAAGAGAUAUUUGACGAGAUGCAGUGCCUGGCCGAGUCGAAUUCCACGAAAUGCAUAGCUCUGCUGGUGUCAGAUAAGGAUUUCUUCGAUUGUUCGCAAGCACUGGCGUCACGAGGUCAGGAAGUUGUAGUGCUCGUACCUGCUGCAAAUACAAAUGUGUUGCGGAAGUAUGAGGAGUUGGGCGUGCCCGUUUUGGAGCUGCCUCAUGGGGGUGCAGCACCAAAGGUUCGAGUUCGAGCUGUUCUGGAGACCGAUGGAGGAGGCAGCGUACAACUGGCAGAUGCCUGGGUUUUCCGAGACAGCACAGAGGAGGUGAUUCACAUCACUAGCUUGCUGGAGGAUUUGGGCUUCCUCGAUGGCACUGGGUAUCUUCUGCCGGCAAUCGUGAAAUUUUGGUUUACCAAUGCCCUUGGGCCACUGACAGUGUACCCGAAGCAGUGUGCCACACUGGCGCUUCACGACCGUGUGACGAGUCCUGCCACCAAACGUUUGUGGCAGAGGCCCCAAGCGGAUUUCUCGUUUUGCGUACCCAUAUCAUCAACCAAGGGGAGGAUCACAAGAAAACAGAAAGAGCGGUACGGCAGUGCAAAGGCACGUCAGGUCUUUCUCGGAGGAGGGCCUUUCAUGCUACAGGAUUCAGAGUCUCUGGUUGCUCAAUCGUUAGAACGUCUCGGCUAUUUGGAUGCGGACCUGAACAAUGAUUUCUCCGAGGCGGUGACAGUGUUCCUGAACGCCACUCACAACAAGUGCCCUGUCUGCCACGAGCUAAUGAAGAAGACUCUGCGCAAGAUGGGUGAACUGCCAGCUCCAAACGACACCUUCGUGGAGGCUGCAGCAAGCUUGAGGAAAGCUUUCUUGUCGCGGAAAACUGCCGGUAUGUGGCAGAUUGCGCCGCGCAGCCGAACAAUCCGAAUAUUAUUGUGCAAACUAGGCCUCCUUCGCGAUGUUGCAAGUCCAGACCGUACAGUGUUCAAGGCGAUGAGAAAGUACAUGCGAAAUGAGCGCUUGCCGAUUAUGAAAACCUUCAACGGCUGCUGUCUGCGAAUCUUGCAACACUAUGAGCAGCGUAAGGACCCCAGCCACACAGGAUUUUUUGAUUUCAACGCUUGA
Messenger RNA from Symbiodinium pilosum, 1322 nucleotides. Lineage: Eukaryota; Dinophyceae; Suessiales; Symbiodiniaceae. The record is from the annotation of a GenBank genome assembly.